Saccostrea cuccullata (small rock oyster) is the source of this 721-nucleotide messenger RNA. RefSeq lists its product as uncharacterized. NCBI's taxonomy places the organism in Eukaryota, Metazoa, Mollusca, Bivalvia, Ostreida, Ostreidae. The record is from RefSeq and is a predicted model, not a curated record. The transcript is spliced from 7 exons. The coding region runs from base 67 to 642 and encodes 191 amino acids.
GGAUAUAAUAAUUUGCAAACAACCAAUGACCAGGGAGGGCUAGAUACCGACUCUUACCAGGAUAAGAUGGCAGUGCGUCCUGACUUUUUAAACAUUCACAGAAGGAGUGGAUCCAGAUCUAAGCCAAAGGAGGUAGAGGGUGUUCCUAAGUGUACUCCGAAUCCAUGUAAAAACAAUGGAUUUUGUAGGCCACAUGAUACGUGUAUCUGUCCAGCGGAGUAUACCGGGACUCUCUGUGAUGACCUUGUACUAUCAAGAUGUGGAUUUGAGAAAGACAUGUGUAUAUCCGCUGAAAACUUUAAAAGAACCAAUUCCUACUCCGGCAUUCCGGCUCCUUCAAAAGGACAGUACUACGCCUUGGCCACUGGCUCAGCAAUAAUGGCAGCAAAUUUAACAGUUCAGGUGAAAUCCCUUCGCAUUGACUUUGAUUGUGUUACAAGUGGGAGUGGAGGCCUCAACCUUGUUAUAGGCCACAUCCCUAAAAGUGGAUUAAUAACUACCAAUGGAAAGUGGAAGUCUUAUAGCUUCGACUUACCAGCUAUACAAAACAUGGAGUAUUCUCUCGCUGCUACAUUUGGAAAGACGGGCCCAGGUGCUGUGGCUAUUGACAAUGUAAAAUUCAUUGAACCAAAAGAAAAUUAAAGUAGUAGUAGUACUUGCUGGUUUUUUUAAGUUAUUAUUAUUUUCAAAAAUUGCUAAUAAUAAAAGAUGGUGAUUUUGA